AUGACUGAGAAUUCUGGUGGUACCUUCCAGACACCGAUUCUGUCUGAAGAUAUGAGCGUUGUUUCUGAAAGUGUUGGCGAGCCCUACCAAGGUGUUGAAGCGAAGAUCCUCGAUAAAGACGGAAAUGUUGUUCCGAAGGGAACUAUUGGAGAGCUUGUUACAAAAGGAUACUUUCUUUUCAAUGGAUAUGUCAAUGAUGAUGAAAAAACCAAGGAAUCUUUCACCGAAGAUGGAUUCUUCAAGACUGGAGAUUUAGCCCUCCUCCGUGAGGAUGGAAUGCUCAAAAUCACUGGCCGUGAAAAGGAUUUGAUCAUCCGUGGAGGAGAAAAUAUUCAGCCGACGGAAAUCGAAGACUACAUCAAUGAAAUGCCAGCAGUCAAAGCAUCUUUUGUUAUUGGAGUUCCAUCAAAGCGUCUUGACGAGGAAGUUGCUGUCUAUAUUCAACUAAACGAAGGUGCUUCCAUCACAAUCGACGACGUGAAAGCCCACUGCAAAAACGGACUUGCCCGAUUCAAACACCCAAAAUACAUCAAAUUUGAAGAUACCUAUCCUCUGACGACGACUGGCAAAGUUCAAAAGUUCCUGCUUCAAAAACAAGCUCUCGAAGAUUUUCCUGAACUGAAAGACGAAAUUCAAGAAUAA
Molecule: messenger RNA, 642 nt
Organism: Oikopleura dioica
Lineage: Eukaryota; Metazoa; Chordata; Appendicularia; Copelata; Oikopleuridae
Source: the annotation of a GenBank genome assembly